AAGCGGGAAAAAAUUUUGAGAAAUUAUAUGGCUAAAAAAAUCGUAAUAUAGAAACUAAUUUUGAAUUCUAAUUCUUUCAAAUUAGCAUUUCAUAUUUCUUUGUAUUGUUAUUUUUUUAUUUAUUAUUUUUUUUCAUAUCUGCGCUUUUUUCUCGUAUUCUGACUUUUCUAAGAAAUUUGCCUAGUAUUUCAUACAAUCAUGGUCUGGUUAGUGCCGCCGCCCCCCUCAGGCUGCAAGCAAGGACCACUGCUGCUGUCACGUGUUUGUGCUCAUGAUUUAUUAUGCUUUUUGGGCCUGUUUGUACGGGACGCAGCAACAGCCGGUGACCUUGUGGGGAGGAGAAAGGUCUAAGGGAGUAGGUGAACUAGGGAUAGGGACGUUGGGGGGAGAAAAUUUUGCGGGGGUUGGGGGCUGCUAGAUCAGCUAUAUAUUGUGGGCCGGACGAUGUGGAUGCAGCAGGAAGCAACAGUUCAACUCCUCGGCAACAUGAAGCUCUUGGUGAUCUUGGCGGUGGUCGCGAGCUGCAAGGCUCAGCUCAUUCUUCCCGUCAUGGGGCCGAUGCAGCAGCGCAUCGAGACCCCCACAGGGCCCAUGGCAUUCAUGUUCACUGACUGGAACCAGAAUCGUCAGGAGAUGCAGCUGGGUGGUGGCAACGUCGUCGGACAGUAUUCCUACAUCGAUCCCAAUGGAAAACCCGUGGUGACUUACUACUCUGCUGGCAGGCACGGGUUUAAGGUUAGCAGUAACAACCUCCCAGAAGCACCUGCUCUAAGCCCCAAUUUCAAGGCUCCUGAGCCCGUCAAAGACACUCCUGAGGUGGCGGAAGCCAAGCAGGUGAUGGCAGACUUGCACAAGGCAGCCACCAGCCGCACUAAGCGACAGGCAGUGGCCCGUCCCUUGAUGUAUUCAGUCAACACUAAUCCCUGGAUGUAUUCAUUCAACACUCAUGCCACCCCUUACGCUUCUUACAACCCAUUCUACAGCUCACUCAUGAACCCCACGCCCUUCAUGCCAGCCACCUCCUGGAUCACGAAUCAGCCAGCCAUCGAGGCCGUAAAGAAAUCCCGCAAACGCCGUGAAGCCGACCCCUUGAUGCCCCUCAUGUACUCCAUGACUCCUGCCGUGGUGCGCACCAAGCAGCUCACGCCCGUGGAGGGAGACACGCCUGCCGACACCACCCAACUCAAGAUGACCACCGUCGAGCACAAGGUGCCUAUGGCCGCCAUGCCCGUCAUGUCCGCCAUGGGCUGGCCGAGCGCCAGACCCAUAACUUAUAGCCUCAUGAACCCAGCCAUCCUGCCCAUCAACAUCUAAAACCUGGAAUCCCUUACAUGUUUCAGGCACUGGUCGGGUCCGACAAAAGCUUUUUUUUUUUUUCCUUUCUCCUCUUUCAUACUAGCAAAACAAUUUUCAACCACUUGUUCGAGGCGCUUUGGCGAAGCUUCCUGGAGUGUUCCGGUGGCUUUUGCUACUACGUCUGAUUACUUCUGCAUUAGAAAAGACAAUAAAAAUGACUACAUCAA
This is a messenger RNA of Portunus trituberculatus (swimming crab), 1523 nucleotides long. RefSeq lists its product as uncharacterized. Lineage: Eukaryota; Metazoa; Arthropoda; Malacostraca; Decapoda; Portunidae. The record is from RefSeq and is a predicted model, not a curated record. Gene Ontology annotation, molecular function: structural constituent of chitin-based larval cuticle. Gene Ontology annotation, cellular component: chitin-based extracellular matrix. The transcript has 2 exons. The coding region runs from base 445 to 1314 and encodes 289 amino acids.